UGGGCCAGUGGGAAUGUUUUCCCCGGAGCGGAGGGAGGCUGGGAGAUGACCAGAUCGAGGUUUAGAAACUCACUGAGGAGACGAAGAGAAAGUGGACAGGUCUAUGGUCUAUGGUCGAGGAACUAUGACACAGACACUCUCUCCCUCUCUGACACGCACACACGGGGGUGCCGCCGCGAUUGGAUCUCCUCACACCAUUGCCCCCUACACACACAGACACCUAACCCCUUCCCUCGCAGGUGCCGGACAGAGAGCCGGAGGGGGGGCGGGGUUCGAAGCACCAUGGCCGGCGAGGUUGCCCUGGGCGCCCCGCCGGUCCGCAAGAGCUCCCUCCUCGAGAAUAUCAGAGGCUGCAUCAGACUGAGCAAGGAACUGAGGAAACGGGCCGACGAGACCAGGAGGAUCUACGACCGCUGCCAGGGCCUGACGGAGAAGAUGACCUCCUCAAUGCGGCCGGCCGACGCCUCGGACGGGAUUCCGCGGGCCGGGACCAGCGGCUGGGGAGAGAUGCCGACCCCCGAGCGCCUGUCGCAAACCCUCCAGGCCUACCGCCGCUUUGCCGAGCUGCUGGGGCUGGCGGCGGGGGCCGGUGGGGGUUCCGGGGCCUGCCCCCGGUCGGCCGAGCUGCGCCGGGCCCUGCUGGGCCUCCGCACCGACUGUGAGGGGCUGCUAGCGCGGACGGGCCUGCUGGCAGCUCAGCUGGGGCUGCCCGUCCAGGCCUCGGAGGCCCCCGGCCCGCCGCCGGCCUCCCGGGGCUCCAGCGAGUUCGAGGCCAAGCUGUGGGGCCACCGGCUGCUGCGGGAGCUGUUCAACUGGGCCCUCCGCUCCAUCCGCGACUUCUACAAGUUGCGCAGCCAGCUGGGAGGCUCCCAGCCGGUGGCGGGAGCUGAGGUAGGCCACCGCCGGUUCUGGGGCCCCGGGCUCCUCCUCUGGCCCAGACAGGACGGAGGCCUGCGGCGUCCCCACACCACCUGAACCCGUCCUUCCCCAGAGACCGUGGGGUUGCGUGUAGCUAAGAUAGGCCGCGCCAGUGGACAAGGCCUGGUCUGCUCCGUCUAACCCCAGAGCCUGGGGUCCGGGAUUGGGGUGUGGGUGCCGGGGGGG
Molecule: messenger RNA, 1104 nt
Organism: Mobula hypostoma (lesser devil ray)
Lineage: Eukaryota; Metazoa; Chordata; Chondrichthyes; Myliobatiformes; Myliobatidae
Product: ciliary neurotrophic factor-like
Exons: 3
Coding region: 46-975 (309 amino acids)
Biological process (GO): positive regulation of tyrosine phosphorylation of STAT protein; negative regulation of neuron apoptotic process; ciliary neurotrophic factor-mediated signaling pathway
Cellular component (GO): extracellular region
Molecular function (GO): cytokine activity; ciliary neurotrophic factor receptor binding
Source: RefSeq, a predicted model, not a curated record